This is a messenger RNA of Cottoperca gobio, 2028 nucleotides long. It is a transcript of the gene plcxd1.1, whose product is annotated as phosphatidylinositol-specific phospholipase C, X domain containing 1, tandem duplicate 1. Gene Ontology annotation, biological process: lipid metabolic process. Gene Ontology annotation, molecular function: phosphoric diester hydrolase activity. Lineage: Eukaryota; Metazoa; Chordata; Actinopteri; Perciformes; Bovichtidae. The coding region runs from base 434 to 1402 and encodes 322 amino acids. The record is from RefSeq and is a predicted model, not a curated record. The transcript has 7 exons.
UGCCGCCCUCCCUCCCCGGCCCGCACUCUGCAGCUGCGCCUCAGCACAGCGACACACACCCGGUGCAUGUUGCUGCACCUGGAGCAGCCGGCAGAUCGUACCGAGGAUAUCACACCGUCAUGGAUUAACGACAGUUGGAGGUGCGAUGCGCCGGACCCAGCGUCCUCCUCAUCCCGGGCUGUGCAGGUGUAACCAGGCUGCUGCUGCUGCUGCUGCUGCGGGGCACGGCUGCUGCUGCUGCGGGACACGGCCACGCUUUAUCUCCGCUUCAUCUUCACAGCCAUGACAUCCACUGACGCUGUGGGAUGGACUUCUGCUGGCGCACGCCUUUAGUUUCGGUCAACGUGUUUGCUGGUUUAACUGGUUUCACUGGUUUCACUGGUUUCACUGGUUUGAAGAGAGGAAGCAGCUCGAUCAAACUCUGGAGUUCAGCAUGUCGUCCUCCGUGGAGAGUGAGCCGUCUCUGGGAGAGCUGCCCAUGGAGAGCUGGAUGUCUCACCUGCCCUGCGCCCUGUGGGACACCCCCCUGUACCAGCUGGCCAUCCCAGGCAGUCACAACGCAAUAACGUACUGUCUGGAUAUGAACGACAGAUCUCCGGUGGACCUCACGCAGCCCGACAUGCUCCAAAAACUGGACAAAUACAUGAAGCCUCUUAUUCGCCCCUUCGUGUACAAGUGGGCCGUAACGCAGGAGUUCACGAUAAAGCAGCAGCUGGACUGUGGGGUCAGAUACUGUGACCUGAGGAUCGCACAUCGACCCAACGACAGCUCCACUGAUCUGUACUUCUACCACGGAGUGUACACCACGCUCACUGUGGAGACUGUCCUGAUGGAGAUCAGAGAGUGGCUGGACGCUCACCCCAGAGAGGUGCUCAUCCUCUCCUUCAGCCACUUCCUGGGGCUGAGCCAGGAGCUCCACCUGCUGCUGCUCGCCACCAUACGCAACGUAUUCACCUCCAAACUCUGUCCCAAGACGGAAGUGCUGACUCUGCGUAACCUGUGGGCUCUGGGCCACAGAGUGAUCGUGUCCUAUGAACACAACCUCUCCAGCUGCCACGGCGAGCUGUGGCCUCACAUCCCGUACUGGUGGGCCAACAAGUGCCGAGCCGAGGCUCUGAUCGAGGAGUUCGAACACCGGAAACAACACGGACGACCAGGCGGUUUCUUCGUCACCGGUAUAAAUCUGACCGAGGACCUGAAGUACAUCUGCACGCACCCCACAGAGUCUCUGAAGGACCUGGUGAUGUCCACGUACCCGGCGCUGCUCGGCUGGGUGAAGGAGCAGACGCCCGGCUCCAAAGUCGGCUCUCUGAACAUCAUCGCCGGAGACUUUAUCACCGAGAGCCGCUUCGUACCGACCGUCGUCACGCUGAAUGAGAAACUACUGAAAUGCUCCUCAUGACUUUUCACCGAUAUGCAUUAAUACACGAAACAAACUGAGUCACAGCAUGAGAAACACAUCAGCUUGUUUUCCAAGAACUACUUGAAUUAUUCAUUUCAAUAUAAAUGCACUUAUUUGGGAGGCGGUGAAAUGUAUACUUCAGUUUUAAAAACAGACUUUUUUGCUAUUUCAAGAAGCACUUUUGUUUACGUUCAGUUCACUAUUUAUGCAAAGUACUGCAGGAGAUUUCACCACUUUUAUGUUACCAGAGCAAUAACAAUGCAACUAAUCUCACCUUUACUUUUUAGACGAGCACAAGCAAUGUAUUCAUUGAGCACAUGCUGAGUAAUGUAGGUCACACUUUUAUAAUGAUUGUAACACGUGGGCAGCAAGUAGUUAAACCGUCUCACCUACAAUACAGGUGUUUACCCGUAGAGAACGUAGACAUGAAACUUAUGCAAAAUGCAUGGAAAUCUUAUUUGCAUGAACCUUGACUGUUUAACUUCUACAAUGACUUGAGCCAACAGGUGAGGCCUUGUUUUAAAAUAAUGCUGCACCGCUGUGCCUGUGGAGAUGAGCUUUUCCAAUAAACAUGAGCAUUUUUAAACGUGUCCGCCUUGUUCACCGACCGCAGGAGCCCCGCAGAU